GCACUAAGUGUAGGAAAAGUUAGCAGUGUAGCAGUGCACACAAAGGACGGAGGCAUCUUUCUGGGAAGCAGGAUUUAGGUCUCGGGGAAUGUGCGUGGAUCAGAUUCACCGCCCACACUGAGAGCAGAUCGGUUCCUCCACACACCAAAAGUUACUGAAACUUCACACAACACUUUCAAACCCGUUCAACCGGGCGUCACGGAACUUUUCCCAUCAGUCCUUGCUUAUUAUGGUAUGCUGAGAGUUUUUAGCCAUGCGUGUGGAGCUGAGUUUAGUGUGUGUGGCGUUAAUGUGCGUUUUCAAACAGACGAACUCCUGUUUAAUAAUCAGCGAGGUCAACUGCGACAAUCCCAAACUGGACACUCAGGAAUUUGUGGAGCUGUUCUAUGAAGGUACGAAUCCUACUUCUCUUGAUGGAUACACACUUGUGUUCUACAACGGCAAAGUAGACUCUGCCUACCGGGUCAUCGAUCUGAGUGGACACCACACGGAUCAGCAAGGUUUUUUCGUAGUUGGCUCUUCCAAACUGACUCCCCGUCCCGCCAUCUCUCUUCCACCCAACUCUGUUCAGAAUGGGCCCGACGCCAUCGCGCUCUACGGCCCCAACUGGGUGCCGGUUGGCGAAGGGGAACUUGUUUCAGGAGUGGGGUUGCUGGACGCUGUUGUGUACACUUCACGUAGAUCCGUAGAUGGCGCCGACGGCCUUGCGUCCGUUCUGACUCCCGGCUCGGUCCCGUACGUGGAGGAUGAGGCGGCUCUGGAGGGGGACGAGUCCAUUCAGCGCUGCUGGCAGUCGGAAAACCUGUGGACGUUCUACACUGGCCCGCCGACCCCUGCGUGGGUCAAUCACUGCCCGCCACCGACCCCUGCAGGGGUUUGGAUCAAUGAAGUCGACCUCAGUGGGCCGGACCGGCGGGGCAAUGUGGAACUCAGUGUUGGCAUGGCAACCGGAUCAUAUUCUUUGGUGCUUUAUGAUGUUACUACGGAUCUGAUUAGCACGAGUGUGGAGUUCAUCGCAAAAGAGCCUGGAAUAUUCGCCGUACCUGUGAAUACUGCGAGUUUGUCAGUGCCACAAAGUGCUGCAUUGGCGUUGUAUAAAGGCCCGGCAUCAGACUUCCCUAAGGACGGCCCCCUCAGCCACGAACAGCCAAUCGAUGCCUUUGUUUACGGUGACUCCGCCCACAUGCCCAGUGACAACCUCACAGAGACGCUCAUACCGGGGAGGAAAGCCUUCAUCCUCACAGACAGUUUUCUCACAGCAGGUCUUCAUGCCAGUCGCUGUGGUGUUGCCGAAUGGACGAGAGAUCCGGGACUGCUUGUAGCAAGGCCCCGGAGUCCCGGAAAACCCAAUGACUGCAUUUGGUUUCAGUCCUGCCCGCUUAACAUGACCUCUUUCACAGAGUCAGGACGGAUCCAGCCCCCGAUUCAUAGCGAUGUCGAUUUCCUGCUUAACGAGAUCAACACUGACUCACCAGGAGGAGCCGAGGACGAGGAGUUUAUAGAGUUGUGGCAUCCGUCUGGCUUCCGUAUGUCGCUGGAUUUCAUCUGGCUGGUGAUGAUCAAUGGACAGACUGGAAGGGUGUACUAUGAGCUGGAGCUGAAUGGAUAUUACACAGAUGAUGACGGAUACUUCCUGAUUGGCAGUUCAAAGGUCGGCCCUGACAUUCGAAUCUCAUCGAACACUAUUCAGAACGGACCGGAUGCCAUAGUGUUAUAUCGCAGCAAGUCUCCGCCCUCUGAUGAGGGUCCGAAUACUCCCAGAAACGGUUUGCUGGAUGCGGUGGUUUACUGCACUCGUGGGUCUGAUAAAAAGGUUUCAGAGCUAACGGAAGUGCUGACACCAGGACAGCUCCCGCUGCUGGAGGACAUCAACGCGUUACCCGCUGACGAGACCCUCAGUCGAUGUGGAACCGAGAGACUCAACCUCAAUGCUUUCAGGGUCACUUCUCCCACACCAAGGAAGCAGAAUAACUGUCCCCCAAAACCCACUAUACCCUCGCAGGGUCUCAUCAUCAAUGAAUGGGGCAAGACGUCCGGGGUAAACCAGUCUCAGGAGAGUUUAUUUGUGGAGCUGACUGGCCCGCCGUCGACUCCACUGAAUGGACUUGUUUUGGUGUUUUUUGGGGAAGACGCUACAGAAUUGAACGUCCCGAUCGCUGGCAGCACAGGAAGUGACGGGCUUUAUCUGGUCGCCAACGAUUCUCGUGCAGAUCAGGGUUUGCCAGCACUUGGUCAUUUGGGUGCAGUGCUUUUGUGUUUUGAGCCGUCAGGAUCAGGAUUUUGUGGGAGCGACUCGCGUCAUUUGGACUGGCUAGUUUUUUCCGAUGACCCAAAGUUACAGAGACUUCUCCAGCACAACAUGACGCGCUUCGUAUACACACUCUUCAGUGGGGAUUCUUUAUCUCGAUGUGCAUCAGACGGGCCUGUUUUCUGGAUCGCAUCCCAGCCGACUCCACGCCUGCCGAACCGCUGCCCGAGUCCCGCCUUCUCCAGCUCCACGGAUCUGUGCCUGCAGCCGGAAAAUAAUAACUGGCAGAGCGGAUCAGGAAAUUGCACCCAGGAGGAAUUUGCUGGUUUAUUAGAGCAGUUGUGUAACUGCGGGAUCUCAAGCUUACAUGUUAAAGGUGUGAAAGUGUCCUGCAAGGCGGGUCGGUUGUACUCGCAGGGGUCUGUUCUUGCUGUUUCUGACCAACAGAGGGGGCGAAUCACUGAGAUACUGAACCACAACAAGCUCUCGUGUUCAGCUGAACAGGGGCGACAGGUGCAUGGAGCGGGGUCAUCGGUCGCACUUGUGGUCGCAGCGCUCCUGCUGUUUGCACUGGGUGCUGCACUGUUUGUCUAUUUGUACAAAAAAAGGCGUCCUGCUGACUACCUCUCCAUGCACCUGAGCGAACAGGCCGAGACGCCGCUGGAACUCUAGUGUGUUUGUAUGAGCGUGCAUGUGAGUGUGGGUGAAUUUUGGUUGUUUGUUUAUUAUGAAGCUGAAUGUGUUUUUACAGUUUUAUCAAAAUCUCUUUAAUUAUGCAAUGUUGAUAAUCCGAAGAUUUUAUUAAGACAUUCAGGAUGUUUCAUUUCUUUAGUGUGUGAAUCAAAUUUUCCAAAAAUCAUUCUUUUAUUGAAUUCAAAGUGUAUUUUUGUUUCAUAAUGUGACUUUGAAGUACAUACUCAUCAGUUAGCAGUAAAGACUGUAAAAAAACAAAAAAGUAGAAAUCAGCAAACAUUAAAUAUGUGACACUUACCAUAGUAAGCAUACGCGUGAUGCAAACAUGCCACACAUCAUUAUGUCACUCGAGGUACAAAUUGUUGUUGACUUUAAUCAUUUCAAAUCAUAAUUUUCAAAAAUAAAGAUUCAUUCCACAAUAAAGUUCAAGAGAUUUUAAACCUUAACGUAGCAACACAGAACAGAAUCUUUCCUCCUUCAUGAUUCUUUCUGCAGGUGUUGUGUUUAUUUUAUGUGUUUACAGAGUUUCUUUUAUGCAUCUGCACAGUAUUAUCAGUUGUUCUCAGGGUCGUCAGAUCAGUGUUUGUGUGCAGUAAAGAGCUUCUGACCACAGACACAUUUCUGUGUAGAACUAGUGUGCCAUUACGGUAAGACAGAGCAAAACACAUUACUUAAAGUUCACUGUUCGCGCAAUUCAUUUCCAUUCUCAGUUGUUAAUCUUAUUAAUUGUUAAUUAGAUAUUAGAGUGUUCUGUCACUUAAUUGUAAUCCUAGGAUUGCUCAUGACUCUGAAUUGUAAGGACAAGUCAGAGAGUCUGCUUGGCUUUUUAAAGACGUAGAGCAGAAAAUCCCCACACAGGAAAUAAAGGGUCGAGAAGACGAGGUAUAAUGUUGAUGACUAUUUUUGUCAGAGUAGAAGUGUAGAAUUGCAGUGUGUUCCAUUAUGUUCAUUUUGAAGGGUAUUUUUUAUUUUUUUUUGCAUUUUGCGAUUUUUCAAAACUAAAAUACAAUUUGGCAAUUUUGCGUUCUCACUGGUUGCUUAUAGGGUUUUAAUGUAAUUGAUUAUUGAUUUAGUCUUUCAUCAUUGAUUUUGAUGAUCUUAUGUACAUUUGGCAGAGGAAAUUUUCUAAAAUAAUACAAUCACAAUAAAUGUUUCUUUUUGUUAAUAUU
This is a messenger RNA of Sinocyclocheilus grahami, 4110 nucleotides long. RefSeq lists its product as uncharacterized. NCBI's taxonomy places the organism in Eukaryota, Metazoa, Chordata, Actinopteri, Cypriniformes, Cyprinidae. The record is from RefSeq and is a predicted model, not a curated record. Bases 254 to 2920 code for a protein of 888 amino acids. The transcript has 14 exons.